Oryza brachyantha (malo sina) is the source of this 620-nucleotide messenger RNA. RefSeq names its product protein PELPK2-like. The record is from RefSeq and is a predicted model, not a curated record. The transcript has a single exon. Lineage: Eukaryota; Viridiplantae; Streptophyta; Magnoliopsida; Poales; Poaceae. Bases 158 to 436 code for a protein of 92 amino acids.
CUCGACAACGUAUUCUGCACCCUAUAUAAGCAGCAGCAAACGCAUCACCACUUCUCACACAGCUAGCCAGCCAUCCGAUCGAUCAACCAAAAAAAAAAAAAAACCGAGCUCGAAAUCGCAGAGGCAAUCAAUCCCGUUGGACGUACCGGCCGGACAUAUGGCUUCCAAGAUCGCCGUCUCCCUCGCGCUCGCCGCACUGCUGGCCUGCGCCGCCGUGAGCAGCGCGGCGAGGAGGAUGGAGGAGGAGCACCACCAGCCGGCCGCGGUUUUCCCGGAGCACGAGCUGCCGCCGCUGCCCAAGGUGGAGCUGCCGCCGUUCCCGGAGGUGCACCUGCCGCCCAAGCCGGAGCUGCCGCCGUUCCCGGAGGUCGACCUGCCGCCCAAGCCGGAGCUGCCCGGCAUCCCCGACUUCCACUUCCCGGCGGCCAAGCCAUGAUCGAUCUGUGUACUACAUGCAAAUCCAGUAGUAUCGUAUGAACUGUUGCCGGUGUGUCAGGCUUGUGGAGAGUUUUUCACUUUUCAGCGUGUGCUUCUCUUGUGUGUGGGAGUUCGACGUCGUUGUUUGAGUUGUGCAUUGAUAAAAUGAACUUAUAAAUUAAUAUUUCUUAUUGUCAAGAUCA